AUGAGCUCAGUCGCAUGGGCUUCGUGGUUGGAUCGUCUGGAGAAUGCACGGAGCCAGGAACAGGUUUUAUCCAGCAAAAUACGCACAGAAAAUACGAGUGUUAUUGGCACGAGUGUCUUUGCGCUUCAGCAGAGCGUCUCACGGCUGAAACGCGACUUUGAACAGCUCAAACGGUCGUCCAAUUCAGUAACAAGACAGGAACUUGAGCGUCGCGAAAGGCUAUUGAAUCAAUUAGCACGUGAUCAGCAAGAGGAUCUGGAUGCCUACAAUAGCCGUAGAACGUCACGGGCUGCAGUGAGUCCGGAAGCACCUGAUGCACCAGCACGGCUUCUUGGCAUUCAAAACCAAAUCAUGAAGGACCAGGACCAGCAAUUAGACUUGAUUGGUCAAGGUGUUUCGAAUCUACGCAACUACAGUCUAUCCGUCAAGGACGAGACAGACCUGCAUGUGCGGCUAUUGAAUGAGAUUGACGACGAUGUGAACCGCGUCACGGAUGGACUCGAGUCGGAGGGUGCGCGAGCAGCACGGGUGGCCAAGCAAAGUAACAAUACCAAGCUAUAUAUUAUUAUCCUUGUGCUCAUCGUGAUCCUCAUCUUUCUUCUCUUGGCGGGUGGAUAA
Molecule: messenger RNA, 618 nt
Organism: Peronospora belbahrii
Lineage: Eukaryota; Oomycota; Peronosporomycetes; Peronosporales; Peronosporaceae
Source: the annotation of a GenBank genome assembly